Messenger RNA from Paramecium primaurelia, 3469 nucleotides. Lineage: Eukaryota; Ciliophora; Oligohymenophorea; Peniculida; Parameciidae. The record is from the annotation of a GenBank genome assembly.
AUGUAAUAGUUAUUUUGGAAGAAAAUUGAAAUCGACAACAGUAAGUGAUUAAUUCAAAUUUAUUAGAGAAACAUGGUCGUCCACCAAAGUUAGAAGAAUGUGUCAAUUUAGUAUAUUUGAUUGAUCAGAAUCGGUAUUUAUACUUUGGAGGCAAGAACCCAUUUAAUAUUAAAGAUUUGUAAUAGGAAGGUAUGCAAUUGAAAUUAAAAGAUAGAGAAAUAGCCAUCUCCUCCAAAAAGUGAUGGAAUAUCUUUUAAAAUAGGGGCUCCAAAGUAGGCAAGAGUGAGUAGUCCAUUUAGUAAUUAAGAAUGCUAAGAUUAUGUAUACAUAUUGGAUCCAGCUACAUAUUAAUGGAGUAUCAAGAAAUGUACAGGGAAACCUCCAACUAGAAGAACAAGUGCAUAAGUAUGGUAUGAAGCACCAUUGUUAUAUGUAUAUGGAGGGAUCACAUAUGAAAAUAAAACUGUUAGUGAUUUGUACAUAUUGAAUACAGAGAAGUUUAUAUGGAAACGAUUUUUUUAUUUGGAAGGUCCUCCAGGAAGAUUGCAUUUUGGAUUCUCAACUUAAGGAAUUAAAAAAUAUUUAAUGGGUGGAGCAAGUAUGCCAGAAAAUUUAUUAAUGGAUGAUGUAUGGCAAUUGUCUGUAAGCAGUAUUUGUAAAUAAAUUAGUUUGAAAAUGUGGCAUGGGAAACUUAAUCUUUGGAGUUGCCAGGUAUCACAUGGGAAAAACUUCCAUUUGAUGAUAUGCCAGCUAUAAAAGCACACACAAUGAUAUAGGUAUCAGAUAAAGAAUUACUUGUGUAUGGAGGAUUUAAUAAAUAAAAAUAAUGUUAGGAUCGUUGUCUUCUAUUAGAUAUUGAGACAUAUGAUAUAAGUUAGUUAGAAUUAAAAGGAUAAUCACCUGGUUAGAGAGCAUUUCAUGUAAAACUAAAUUAUACUUUAAGGAAUUAUUAGUUGUUAAGGAGAAUUUGCUGUGUUUAUUUGGAGGAUAUAAUGUAAAUGAAAAUUAGUUAAAGAAUUCAGAACCAUUAAAUGAUUUAUACCUAUUAAAUUUAAAUGAAGGGUAUUGGUCUAAACCUAUAGCUGGUGGCUAUAUUCCAACUCCUAGAUUUGGUUAUGUUAUGUCAUGUAAUCAAAAUGAAGUCCAUGGUGAAAUCAUGUUAUUGGGAGGACGAAUGAAUGAUGGAACUGUUGAUUAAUGUAUAUAUGUGUUGUAUGAAUUGGAUAUGGAGGCAAAAGAUGCUUGGGAUGAGAAGGAUGAGAAGGAAAAGAAUAAAUAUGAUACAUAUAGAGAAUUAAAGAAGGAGAACAAAAAUAUUACUGUUCCAACUUUGACUUUAGUAUUUGAUGAAGCUGAAAAAAUCAUUUUAGAAUAAAAGAGAACAAUUGGUGAAAAAGAAAAAGAUUUGAAAUAAUUGUAACAGAAUUCUCUGUCACUUGAAUAAAGGGCUGAGAAAUUGCAAGAACAAAUUGAUGUUGGAAAAUUNUGAAAGUGUUUGGUUUAGUUCAUUAAUUUAUGUAAUAGUUAUUUUGGAAGAAAAUUGAAAUCGACAACAGUAAGUGAUUAAUUCAAAUUUAUUAGAGAAACAUGGUCGUCCACCAAAGUUAGAAGAAUGUGUCAAUUUAGUAUAUUUGAUUGAUCAGAAUCGGUAUUUAUACUUUGGAGGCAAGAACCCAUUUAAUAUUAAAGAUUUGUAAUAGGAAGGUAUGCAAUUGAAAUUAAAAGAUAGAGAAAUAGCCAUCUCCUCCAAAAAGUGAUGGAAUAUCUUUUAAAAUAGGGGCUCCAAAGUAGGCAAGAGUGAGUAGUCCAUUUAGUAAUUAAGAAUGCUAAGAUUAUGUAUACAUAUUGGAUCCAGCUACAUAUUAAUGGAGUAUCAAGAAAUGUACAGGGAAACCUCCAACUAGAAGAACAAGUGCAUAAGUAUGGUAUGAAGCACCAUUGUUAUAUGUAUAUGGAGGGAUCACAUAUGAAAAUAAAACUGUUAGUGAUUUGUACAUAUUGAAUACAGAGAAGUUUAUAUGGAAACGAUUUUUUUAUUUGGAAGGUCCUCCAGGAAGAUUGCAUUUUGGAUUCUCAACUUAAGGAAUUAAAAAAUAUUUAAUGGGUGGAGCAAGUAUGCCAGAAAAUUUAUUAAUGGAUGAUGUAUGGCAAUUGUCUGUAAGCAGUAUUUGUAAAUAAAUUAGUUUGAAAAUGUGGCAUGGGAAACUUAAUCUUUGGAGUUGCCAGGUAUCACAUGGGAAAAACUUCCAUUUGAUGAUAUGCCAGCUAUAAAAGCACACACAAUGAUAUAGGUAUCAGAUAAAGAAUUACUUGUGUAUGGAGGAUUUAAUAAAUAAAAAUAAUGUUAGGAUCGUUGUCUUCUAUUAGAUAUUGAGACAUAUGAUAUAAGUUAGUUAGAAUUAAAAGGAUAAUCACCUGGUUAGAGAGCAUUUCAUGUAAAACUAAAUUAUACUUUAAGGAAUUAUUAGUUGUUAAGGAGAAUUUGCUGUGUUUAUUUGGAGGAUAUAAUGUAAAUGAAAAUUAGUUAAAGAAUUCAGAACCAUUAAAUGAUUUAUACCUAUUAAAUUUAAAUGAAGGGUAUUGGUCUAAACCUAUAGCUGGUGGCUAUAUUCCAACUCCUAGAUUUGGUUAUGUUAUGUCAUGUAAUCAAAAUGAAGUCCAUGGUGAAAUCAUGUUAUUGGGAGGACGAAUGAAUGAUGGAACUGUUGAUUAAUGUAUAUAUGUGUUGUAUGAAUUGGAUAUGGAGGCAAAAGAUGCUUGGGAUGAGAAGGAUGAGAAGGAAAAGAAUAAAUAUGAUACAUAUAGAGAAUUAAAGAAGGAGAACAAAAAUAUUACUGUUCCAACUUUGACUUUAGUAUUUGAUGAAGCUGAAAAAAUCAUUUUAGAAUAAAAGAGAACAAUUGGUGAAAAAGAAAAAGAUUUGAAAUAAUUGUAACAGAAUUCUCUGUCACUUGAAUAAAGGGCUGAGAAAUUGCAAGAACAAAUUGAUGUUGGAAAAUUAAAAAUGGAUUAAGAUCUUGAAAAUACAAGAAUUGAAAUAACAGAACUCAAUCAGAAGGCUGAUCAAAGUCAAUCAACAAUAGAUAAGAUAUUAUAAUUGUUGGCAUUCGAAAGGAAAAAAAGGAAACUUAUGUAUAGGAAGGCUUUGGCUUUGGAAGAUCUUUAUAGAAAAACAUCUUUAUAUAUUUUUGAAAUGGAUAAAGUAUUUGUUAAGGGAUAGAGUGAGAAUCUACUUGAAACAUCUAUCAAUGAAGACAUUCUCAAUCUAAUUGAUUAGAGAAAGCAAGAAUAUAAAAAUAUUCUGAUUUCUUUUCAUAAGUCUUUUGAAGAAAGAUACAAACAAGAAAUGUAAGUGAGACAGUAAAUCAGAAGCAAUAAAGACAUUCUCAAAUAAUUCCAUAAUAUCAAUGAAGUGUAUAAAAAGACUCUUCUCAAAGAAGAUAGAGAAUACUUAGACAAGAAAAUAUGA